UUUACUCUUUCCCACUAACUUUAGAUUGUGAAUAAGUGGAAUACAGCUCUCAUCGGCCUUAUGACAUAUUUUCGAGAGGCUGUAGUGAAUACUCAGGAACUCCUAGACUUAUUGGUAAAGUGUGAAAACAAGAUCCAGACACGAAUCAAGAUUGGAUUGAACUCCAAGAUGCCAAGUCGGUUCCCCCCUGUUGUGUUCUACACUCCUAAGGAGCUGGGUGGGCUUGGCAUGCUCUCAAUGGGUCAUGUGCUCAUCCCCCAGUCUGACCUCAGGUGGUCCAAGCAAACCGAUGUGGGUAUCACACACUUCCGUUCAGGAAUGAGUCAUGAAGAAGACCAACUGAUUCCCAAUUUAUACCGCUACAUACAGCCGUGGGAGAGUGAGUUCAUUGACUCUCAACGGGUCUGGGCUGAGUAUGCACUCAAGAGACAGGAGGCUAUUGCUCAGAACAGACGGCUGACUUUAGAGGAUUUAGAAGAUUCAUGGGAUAGAGGCAUUCCACGGAUCAAUACCCUGUUCCAGAAGGACCGGCACACAUUAGCUUAUGAUAAAGGCUGGCGUGUCCGAACUGACUUCAAGCAGUAUCAGGUUUUGAAGCAAAACCCCUUCUGGUGGACACAUCAGCGGCAUGAUGGCAAGCUCUGGAACCUCAACAACUACCGCACAGAUAUGAUUCAGGCCCUAGGUGGCGUGGAGGGCAUUCUGGAGCACACUCUCUUCAAGGGCACUUACUUCCCUACCUGGGAAGGUCUGUUCUGGGAGAAAGCCAGUGGCUUUGAGGAAUCCAUGAAGUGGAAGAAGCUAACCAAUGCUCAGCGAUCAGGAUUAAACCAGAUUCCUAAUCGUAGAUUCACCCUCUGGUGGUCCCCCACAAUCAAUCGAGCCAAUGUAUAUGUAGGCUUCCAGGUACAGCUGGACUUGACAGGAAUCUUCAUGCAUGGCAAGAUACCCACACUGAAGAUCUCUCUUAUCCAGAUAUUCCGAGCUCACCUGUGGCAGAAGAUCCAUGAGAGCAUCGUGAUGGACUUAUGUCAGGUGAGAGAUCACAGAGUCAUACCAA
This is a messenger RNA of Cricetulus griseus (Chinese hamster), 1060 nucleotides long. The record is from RefSeq and is a predicted model, not a curated record. Lineage: Eukaryota; Metazoa; Chordata; Mammalia; Rodentia; Cricetidae.